UUUUAAGUUUAAUUUCUACAAUCAGUGUUAUUAUAUUUUCCAGGUUUUAUCAGGAUCAGGAGUCUAUGAUGGCAGUGAAGUUCAUGAGGCUUCAGCUGUAUGGGUUCACCUUAGUCGGGGUGGAGCUGACGUAUCAUUCUUUGCUCCAGAUGUUACUCAGAUGCAUGUUAUAAACCACACCAAAGGAGAGCCAAGUGAGAAUGAAACAAGGAAUGUAUUGGUGGAGUCUGCACGUAUUGCUCGGGGAAAGAUUGCUGCUCUUUCCGGGCUCAGCAGUGGUGACUUUGAUGCUGUGGUCUUCCCAGGUGGAUUUGGUGCUGCCAAGAACUUGAGUGAUUUUGCAGUGAACGGGGCUGGCUGUACCGUAAAUACAGAUGUUGAAAGGGUUCUUAAGGAGUUCCACCAAGCUAAAAAACCAAUUGGUCUGUGCUGCAUUUCACCAGUCCUUGCUGCCAAGGUUAUCCCAGGCUGUAGUGUAACGGUUGGCCACGAAUCUGAGGAAGGCGGAAGGUGGCCAUACGGUGGAACAGCUAAAGCAAUACAAGAGAUGGGGGCAAAGCAUGUUGCCAAAGAUGUCACAGAAGCCCAUGUCGAUGAGGAGAACAAGAUUGUGACAGCCCCUGCAUUCAUGUGUGAAACCAAGGUUCAUGAGAUCUUUGACAGCGUUGGAAGCAUGGUCAACGGAGUCCUUAAACUUUGCUGAAACCCCUCUUAAAGAGUUCAAAUAAAGUUCUGGGCCCCCGUCAUGCAAAGAGUUAUGAUUAAUCUAAUCAACCACAAGUCAACUAUGGAGAGCCAGCAACAUCAACAUCUAAAA
This is a messenger RNA of Lytechinus variegatus (green sea urchin), 817 nucleotides long. Its product is annotated as glutamine amidotransferase-like class 1 domain-containing protein 3A, mitochondrial. Lineage: Eukaryota; Metazoa; Echinodermata; Echinoidea; Temnopleuroida; Toxopneustidae. The transcript has 6 exons. Gene Ontology annotation, cellular component: mitochondrion. The coding region runs from base 161 to 703 and encodes 180 amino acids. The record is from RefSeq and is a predicted model, not a curated record.